Gasterosteus aculeatus aculeatus (three-spined stickleback) is the source of this 1946-nucleotide messenger RNA. It is a transcript of the gene slc39a13, whose product is annotated as solute carrier family 39 member 13. Gene Ontology annotation, molecular function: zinc ion transmembrane transporter activity. Lineage: Eukaryota; Metazoa; Chordata; Actinopteri; Perciformes; Gasterosteidae. The record is from RefSeq and is a predicted model, not a curated record. Gene Ontology annotation, biological process: intracellular zinc ion homeostasis; zinc ion transmembrane transport. Gene Ontology annotation, cellular component: membrane.
UGCCCCCCCCCUCCGCUCCGCUCUCCGGGAUCCUGAAACGUGGCUGUUUGGGGGCCGCGGUGACCCACCGGCACUCUGGAGCCUGUGCAAACUCACAGGCGAGCGCCUUCUUCCUCCACCGAGCCUGGAUGGCAGGGACACCCCGGUGCGAAGCCUGCAGAAACCACAAGCAUUACUGGUUGCAAGUGCCUUUUGGACCGCGGGACGGAUGAGCGGUGGAAGCUGUAGGAAGCCCAGCUGGGCUGUCGCUGCUCUGUUGAUCCCGGUCACCGUCCUGCUGCUGCUGCUGCUGACCUCCGGGGCGGCAGCGGGCAGCCACAAGAUGACACAAACCUCAAUGGCACAUGCCACGGCCUCCGCCACAGGGCCGGGCCCCAACCUGGCAGAUUGCCUCCAGGCAAACGUCUUCUACAGCGAGCAUCUUCACGUGUGGCUCUUGUCCCUGGUGGGCUCUAUUGCUGUCGGCCUCAGUGGGAUUUUUCCCCUUCUUGUCAUUCCCAUUGAAGCUGGAGCAGCCCUCAAAACAGAAGCUGGUGGCCAGAGGCUGAAGCAGCUCCUGAGCUUUGCUAUCGGUGGCCUUCUUGGGGAUGUAUUCCUUCACCUCCUCCCUGAGGCGUGGGAGCUCUCCCGGUCCUCAGCAGGUAAACACAACCACUACAUGACCCAGGGCUUGUGGGUAAUCGGUGGCCUGUUGGCAUUCCUCCUCCUGGAGAAAAUGUUCCCAGACAAAGACAGCCACGAGGAUCUCCCGUCAGAUUCAGAUCUGAAUUCAAACUCUGCUUCUAUUUCAGCUUUCAGUGGAAAGCCAUCGGCGUCACUUAGACAUGGGCACCACGCUGAGUCAUGGAAAUCCCGUCAGCACCAGAGUCUGCAGGAAAGAUCACAGAAAAUCAAGACCUGUGGAUACCUGAACCUACUGGCCAACUGCAUUGACAACUUCACCCAUGGACUGGCGGUUGCAGGAAGUUUCCUGGUUAGCAAAAAAGUUGGGUUUCUCACCACCUUUGCUAUCCUGCUUCAUGAAAUCCCCCACGAGGUGGGAGACUUUGCCAUUCUGCUGAGGGCCGGCUUUGACCGGUGGAGCGCCGCCCGCAUGCAGCUCUCCACCGCGCUGUUCGGUGUCUUGGGAGCUUGCUUCGCUCUGUGCGCUCAGUCACCAAACGGCACAGAAAAUGCCACUGCCUGGAUCUUGCCUUUUACCUCCGGAGGCUUCCUCUACAUAGCCUUGGUGAACGUGGUGCCAGAACUUCUAGAGGAGUCCAGUUUAAGGCAGUCUCUCCUGCAGAUCCUGCUCAUUUUCUGUGGCGUGGCGGUCAUGGCUGUGCUCUCUGCCAUUGUUAAUUGAACAUGGAAAAAGCACCUCUCGCCUUAACCAAAAGGCAAAACUCACCACCAACCCCUUAUAUUUUUUUUUACCUCUCAUUCUUAGAAACUUUUUAUAAUGUUACACUACACAAAUCUUUCAGAAGAACGUCACUUUAUAAAAAAUGUGCCAAACUAAGAGAACGAUUUAAUUAAGAUGGUUUCUAUGGAUCUCUGUUACCAAAUUGUCUUACAUUGCUGACAAUCGUGUUGUUUUGCACAUACAUUUACACAGGUACACUUGAGGUAGCAGCUCAACCGAGCAGGUUUUAUUGGUCUUUACAAGAAAAGCUUUUUUUAAAAAACGUAUUCAUCCCUGAAUUGUUUAAACAUUGUAUAUAUUUUGGAUUUAGCUGCUGUAUAUUUAUUGAAAAGUAGACAAGCAACCUAUAGUUUUUAUUAGACGUGCACCACAUUCUCUAAUCAGUUUGUCACAUUAAGAUAUCAGUGCCGAGAAGUCAGCAUGGUUUGUUACCAGAGUGCAGUUUUUUCUGUUUUGUAGCUUCUUCAUACAGUCCAGUCUGCACUUUUUGAUGUCUGCUUGAAUAAAUAAUUGUAAUAAAAUUGAAAUUAGUUGAAGAAAA